GAAUUGAAAAUGUUUCAAUUUAUUUAAACUUUUUGCAUAUCUAUUAUCUAUCUAUUUAUUAUUGUUUAAUGUAAGCAAUGGAUGAAGAUUCAAUGAAAAAGUGUAAAUGUUGUUUAGAAGAAGAUGGAUUAUUGAAUUUAUGGGAAGAAUAUAAAAGCUACGGAGAGAGUAUUAUUUAUGGUGAUAUGAUAAAAGAAUGUUUCGCUUUACCUUUGCAAAAACCUAUCACAAAUGGACAAGAGUACAUCUGCGAGUCCUGCGUCAGUCGGCUGACAGACGCCAUCAAUUUCAAGAAGGAAAUUCUAUCUUCCGACAUGCUAUUAAAGGCAUUGAAUAAGGAAAUUACAGAGUCGCAAUUCAAACAAGAAACCGAAUCGGACGUUGAGAUAAAAACUGAAUAUUUGGACAUCGAGUAUCUGCUAGAUGAUGACUGUAAGGAUAUGUGCGAUGCGGUAUUCAGUGAUGAUGAAGAGAAUGUCGAAAUGGAAACGAUGAAGGACUCAUCAAAAAAGCGAUGUACAUACACACAAAAAGACUUGGAUAGUUGUACAAAAGGGAUACAGGACAGUGCAGAAAAUUUCAAUGUCGAGUCCGGCACAAAGAAAUCUAGGCGUAUAUUUUCAAGUGUAUAUAUAAAUGAUAUGCAAAAGUCAAUCAAAAGUGAACCUGGCCAAGACCAGAAAAGAGCGAGAAGAAAAUUGACGAACCGCAUCCUCACCGAUCCGAUCGGGGAUUUUGCAAACGAGCAAAUAUUCCUAAACCACUUGAACACCUAUUCGAACGCGACGCCGCUGAAAGGCUACAACGGCAGAGCGUACGAGUGCUAUUUCUGCGAUAACCAAUACGAGGAACCUGCAGAAUUGAAGGCGCACACGAGAAAAGCGCACAGGAAGUCCAAACUGCUGUCGCUCGAGGUUCUGACAGCUGGCGCCAAAAUCGACGUCACCGACUUGACGUGUCUCAUCUGUCACACGGAACUCAACCUGAUCACAGACUUCAGUGAACAUUUGAAAAAGGAACAUUCGAAGACAUUCGACGAGGCGACAGUGGAUUAUCUAGUGCCGUUAAAAUUCAGCGGGGACAAGUUACAGUGCGCCAUUUGUGCGGAGACGUUCCUGUACUUUAAGCUUUUGUAUGAGCACAUGAAAAAGCAUAUAAGGAAUUUCGAGUGCGAAUCGUGCGGCUGCGGGUUCAUCACGCGCCGGACGCUACGCGCGCACAUCCGUCGCCAUGACAACGGGGAGUACAAGUGUAACCACUGCUCGAAGGUAUUCUUCACGAAGGCGAGGGUCCGGAAUCACCAGAAGCAAGUGCAUUUUAAAGUGAAACGGAACAAGUGUUCGUACUGCGAUGAGAAAUUCAACGACCUGAUGAAGAAGAAAAAGCACGAGUGUGACGUGCACGGCGCGAAGAAGCAGACGUUUGUAUGCCAAGCGUGUGAGCGGCAGUUUCAAAGUCAGAAAUCGCUCGCCUGCCAUAUAAAAGAGUAUCAUUUGAUGAUAAGGAACCAUAAGUGUACCGUAUGUGAGCAGACUUUCGUGACCCCGCUUGCUUUAAGGGAGCACAUGGUUAAGCAUACGAGGGCAAGGGAUUUUAUAUGUAAAGUGUGUAAUAAAGGAUUUAGUAGGCGGUACACGUUGGUGGAGCAUAUGCGGAUACAUAUGAACGAUAGGCGUCAUAAGUGCGAGUUGUGUGGAAGCGCCUUUAUACAGAAAAGUAGUUUGAGGAAUCAUAUAGCGACGAAACACCCGCAUGUGGAGGUAUAAAAUAUAUCUUAUAUACUUA
Messenger RNA from Zerene cesonia (dogface butterfly), 1785 nucleotides. RefSeq names its product zinc finger protein 62-like. Bases 78 to 1766 code for a protein of 562 amino acids. Lineage: Eukaryota; Metazoa; Arthropoda; Insecta; Lepidoptera; Pieridae. Gene Ontology annotation, molecular function: DNA-binding transcription factor activity, RNA polymerase II-specific; zinc ion binding; RNA polymerase II cis-regulatory region sequence-specific DNA binding. The transcript has 6 exons. Gene Ontology annotation, biological process: regulation of DNA-templated transcription. Gene Ontology annotation, cellular component: nucleus. The record is from RefSeq and is a predicted model, not a curated record.